GAGCAGGCGCUGCUUCCCUGCGAGGCUCCGGCCGCGCCCUCAGCCGCGCUGCGGGGGGACCCGGGCGGGCCGGGGAGAGGGAGCGGCGCACACUGGGCUCGGGAGGCGGCUGCGGGGAGCGGCGCGGGGUCGCCGCGCUGGCGGGAGCGCAGCCCCGUCCCGGCCGCCGCGGGAGGCCGGAGGGAGGCGGGGGCCCCACGAGGAAGGCAAGAAUAAAUGGAUGUAUAUGACUUUUCCCCUGACCUAAAGCGGUUCCAUGUCUUGUUUGGACUGUUCCUGUAUUCUGCGUACGCCAGUUGAAUCAAUCAGACCAGAAGAGCUAUCUCAGAGCGGCACCCAUGAAUGCCUGGCUGAUUCUGAUCUAGCCUGGAUUCCCCCAUCUACAGGAAGGAAUGAAAUGGUAUUUUGCUCUUCUAAUGUCUCUCAUUAUGAACUCCAGCUGGAAAUAGGAAGGAGGUUCAACAAUUUAACUUCAGUCUACCUUGCACGGCAUACACCUACAGACAUGCAAGUUGCCGUAAGGAUCACAGACCUAGAAAAUUGCUCUGAAGAGCAUUUGAAAGCCUUACAGAAUGAGGUGGUUUUAUCCCACUUUUUCCAGCAUCCCAACAUAAUGACGUUUUGGACAGUGUUUACAGCUGGUAGCUGGCUUUGGGUCAUCUCCCCAUUCAUGGCCUAUGGUUCAGCUAGACGCCUGCUGAAGACUUACUUUCCUGAAGGAAUGAGUGAAGCUUUGAUAGGGAACAUUCUACUUGGUGCAAUCAGAGGAUUAAAUUACAUGCACCAGAAUGGAUAUAUUCACAGGAAUAUUAAAGCUAGCCACAUUUUGAUUUCAGAGGAUGGGCUGGUUUCUCUCUCUGGUCUAAACAACCUCUACAGUUUAGUUAACAAUGGACAAAAGUCUAAGGUGGUAUAUGAUUUCCCCCAGUUUAGUACAUCCGUGCUUCCUUGGCUGAGUCCUGAACUACUGAGACAGGAUUUGUCUGGGUAUAAUAUGAAGUCUGACAUUUACAGUGUGGGAAUUACAGCAUGUGAAUUAGCCAAUGGACAUGUUCCAUUUCAGGAUAUGCCCCGUACUCAGAUGCUGCUGCAAAAGCUGAAAGGUCCCACAUACUAUCCUUGGGAUAUAAAUACCUUUCCCCGGGGGGAAUCCAGGAUGAAGAAUUCCCGAUCGGGGGUCGAUUCUGGAAUUGGUGAGAGCAUGACACGCACAAUGACCAGUGAAAGACUACAGAUUCCCUUUUCCAAAACAUUUUCACCUGCUUUCCACAACUUGGUAGAACUUUGCUUGCAACAGGACCCUGAGAAAAGGCCUUCAGCAAGCAGUUUGCUUUCGCAUACGUUCUUCAAACAGAUAAAAGAACAAACACAGAAUUCACUACUGUCUCUAUUGCCACCUCCUAUUCAAAAUAACAGAUCAGAGUUCUUGGCACUGCCCUCAACAGCAGUUGGGACUGGACUUGGACAUAUUACUGCAAAUCAAGAUGAUACAGACUGGGAAUUCUAAAUAAAUACCAAACAAUCAUACCUCUCCUGUGCUUCAGAGAAGGAAAAUGUGAUUUGUAUUUGCUGCUUUAGUUUGUAUGGUUAAAACAGACAAGGUAUACUUGAACAUGCCCUGAAGUGGCCAUAUUUCAUUAACUUCCUCUGUUGGCAUCACGAAGUGCAGUGUGCCUCACUCUCUGACUGAAAGGAAAACUGUAUAUAGAGAAUGGCUGAAUGCUUACCUCUCUCUUUCAAAGUACUUCUUAACAAGAGAGUUCCUGCUGUAAUCUUACUAUGUACUGUAUUUUCAGCUCAUAUUGCUGCAGUCCACUUGUCUUUCUGCAUCCAGACUUGGGUAUUGUCUGUGAUCUUACUUAAACAAUCUAUUUGUCUUUUCAUUAUGACUUAAAUCAUUUUAGCGAGGAGAAAAUCUCCACUUCCAAGUUGAAAUUUGAGAGUGCACAAAUUAGUUGAUUAUGUGAAUAAAUGUUUGUCUCCUAAAAUACAUUUUUUCUUACUUGACAUGCUGUCAUAUUUGCCAAAAGUUAGCUAUGCAUCAUUUGUCAUGCAGUUCUAAUACUGCAUGUUUCCCAAAGAAGUUAAGCUGCCUGGAAGUGUGACUCAUGUUCUUGCAUUUGUCUAUAUUCAUAGUACAAAUUUGUGCUUUUGCAUCUCCAUUUAUUGUCGUGUCAUUUUAGCAGUUAAUCUGAGGACUUCUUACUAUGCAAAGUAAGUCUCAAGUUAUAGCAGGUACGGGUUAAUUUUGAAGAAUCAAAUAAUCUAAAGUUACUGUACAUAUUUUUAUUUAUGCUGUAUUCCUGUUCACCACCAGAAUUUACCAGAACUUAAUACUGUUGUCUUAAAAGAACAGGCAAUAUGCAUUAAGCUUCACUGGCACUGCUGCUGGCAAACAAGCCUCUUCUGCAAGGCACAGUUAAAUUCCCUUGGAUAGAUUCAGCCAUAAUAAGCACCUAAUACCCCCAAGGAUCCUAGUGAAUUUAUCUGUUCUAAGUCAAAUGAAAAGCUGUUUUUUUUCUCCCUACAAUUCAGUAAGUUCUCAUCUCUCACACUGUACCAGGCAACUCAAACUGAACAAAAGCAGCUUUCUUUUUUUUAAAAAAGCUGCAUAUUCUCAUCAUGUUGUAGCAAAAGUCGUGUCCCAAAGCCACUAGUAUUUUAUUGAUGGAAGUUAUGACUGUAGUAAAAAAAGCAUAAAUAGAUAUCGAAUGGAUAUAUUUUAAAUUUUCAACGUAAACAACAUUCCACAUUAAGUCUCCAAGUCUUCCAUAGCUGAGUUGGUCUGUACCACGGAUUUGCCAGCAGCUUUGCCUCAAGGCCUUGAAGGCGAAAUGACGAAUAUGCAAAACUGAGACAUAACAUUCUAAUUGACUACAUGAAAGUAUUAACAAAGAACUUGAGUCUAUUCAUUAUGCUGUGAAGAGAGCUCUAUAUUUCUAAAACUAACACGUGAAACUUAAGAUUAAAAACCUGUCAAUAAACUUACCUUAUCUGCCUCCA
Neopelma chrysocephalum (saffron-crested tyrant-manakin) is the source of this 3003-nucleotide messenger RNA. RefSeq names its product STE20 related adaptor beta (gene STRADB). The transcript is spliced from 12 exons. Gene Ontology annotation, molecular function: protein kinase activity; ATP binding; protein serine/threonine kinase activator activity. The coding region runs from base 257 to 1507 and encodes 416 amino acids. Gene Ontology annotation, biological process: protein phosphorylation. NCBI's taxonomy places the organism in Eukaryota, Metazoa, Chordata, Aves, Passeriformes, Pipridae. The record is from RefSeq and is a predicted model, not a curated record.